Messenger RNA from Clavispora lusitaniae ATCC 42720, 2982 nucleotides. The record is from RefSeq and is a predicted model, not a curated record. Lineage: Eukaryota; Fungi; Ascomycota; Pichiomycetes; Serinales; Metschnikowiaceae.
AUGUCCAACACCUCUGACUCUAUUGAAGGUUCCACUCUGUCUGAAGUCUCCUUCAGAGACUCUCAUGGAUUGAUCUCUGGUUUACCAGCAAGAAGCCAAGGUGUGCAUAGUGCUGCCACUACUGUACAAAAGGUUUCACAGGUUAUGAGCCGCUCUAAAAUCAAUGAAAUUAAUCCAUUUGAUCUUAAUGACGAGGUAUUCUUCCCAGAAUGGUACUACUGCUUCAAGAUUAACUUCGUGAAGGCAGUACCUAUUGCAGAGGACUACUUCAAGUAUUCCCUUGAGGAUUACCGACUUAGAUUCAAUGGACUGGUUGGGUCCAUUAAUGAGGCAGUUAAUGCGGUUGAACAACGGUUUCAUGAGUGUAUUAGUCAUCUUCUCGAAGAACAGUCACUCAUCGAUCCCUACACGUUCUGCAACCGUGAGUACGUGGAGAAUGAACUCUUUGCUGAUCGUGAGAUUAAUGAGAUAGAAGAUCGCGUGAAAAUUGCUAUACGCUACAAUAUCUUACGUGCAAAAGCAGUACAUGGCGAUUAUCAACCACUAUUGAACCAUCUCCUCGCUGCUUCCACUAGUCCUGAGUUAAUUUGGCAAACCUUUUUCAGGAUCCUUACUACCUCGGUCACCUUCUUGAAUCCGACACAACUUGAGGACUUUACUAAGUCUGUUCAACUGGCAAUGACGCGUCUGACUGAUGUGUCUACUCAAAUCCGCAGAUGGUACAAGACAACCGAACUCACAAGGAAACUGUUCUGCCCCACUCCUAAGGACACUACACGGAGAUCACACUCCAAAAAUGAUGAUAAUCGGAACAUGGGUAAAACCCGGAAUGCCCACACUUAUGUCAACAAUGGAACUCAAGGAACCCACAAACGGGGACCCUACAAGACCAAUUCGGACAUGCACUCUAACGCGCAAAACUACCAGAAACUGAACAAGUUCAAGAGCUCUGGUACACCACCUGUCUAUCUUGUGUACGACAAUGAUGAUAUCUCUGUUUAUCCCACCCGUACCUUUAUAUUAGACACUGGAUCAAGCAUUCACACUGUGAAUGAUAAAGCGCUCUUGAGUAAUGUAUGUUCCACCAAUCGCAUGAUUAAUCAUGGCGGUCUACGUCCAGUUGACACAGUUGGCACCUUGAAAAUACAGUUAUUGGACGGCCACCAGUUGAUCCUUCCUGAUGUGCACUACGUCCCGUACUUGCCCAACAUCCUCUCAACCCAUAGAUUGAGAGAUGCUGGUGACAGUAUUUUCACUAACGCAUCCCUAGAUGCAAUCAAUUCACAUACACAACAAGUUGUGAGCAGUGAAACGAGCGAAACCAUUAAUGUUCCUGCCACAAUUCUUCCCUUUGAAUCUGAGGAUUUACCCUCAGAUAUCCUGAACACUCCGCACACUUCUACUAGUAAGUUGCCUAGUGUCCUUAUUAUCUCUACUCAAUCAUCUGAGGAUCACUUUAGUGAUGACUCUUCAGACUCUGAGUCCCUUUUCUCGAAUGAUCCAAGAUCAGAAACCGAGUCCUAUGAUACACUCGAUGAUGCUUCGACUGGAAAGAUAGAUGCACUCUCUCAACAAUGGCAUAGUACUUUAGGCCAUCCUGGCGAAACUCAGUUUAAAGCCCUUAAGAAAGUGUUUAAUCUACCCAAAUCUGUGGUUCAUGUACCUUUAAUCCAAUGUCGUGGGUGCUGCACCUCCAAGACUGUUAAUCGCUUUGCGAAGACAUCUCGAGGACACACAUCUAUUACUCGCCCCUUUGAAGUCAUCCAUGUGGAUGUUUGCGGUCCCUUUGAUAACCCCAAGGCGCACGACAAUGCCCGGUACUUUCUCACUAUUGUCGAUCGAUUCUCCCGGUUCGUUACUGCUAUCCCAUUAGCUCGCAAAAGUGAAACGUCUACUAUGAUCCAAGAUUUUAUUCGUCAAAGCUUCACGGAGCUCCGUGCCACUCACUAUCCGAAACAACUUCGGUCGGAUAAUGGUUCUGAAAUUUUCAAUGAUAAUCUCACGGAAUUUCUCAAGGCCGAAGGUAUCAAACUUUGCCCUACUCAUCCUCAUAGUUCUGCUGAAAAUGGCAUUGCCGAACGAAUGCAUCGCACCCUUCAAGAUAAAGUUCGUACACAAAUGACACAUGGCAAUGUUCCCCCUAUUUUCUGGUCCGAAGCUCUUCGGUACUCCGCUCUCAUCCUUAACUGGACACCUCGUGUCAACUUACUAAAUGAGACACCCAUUCGCCGUUGGUACAACGAUGACCUGCUCACACGUCCUGAACUUUACCCCUUUGGAUGUACCGCAUUUGUCACGAUUCCUCUCGACAUUCGUACCAACAAGAUGGCCCACAACUCCCUUGAGUGUGCCUAUCUCGGCCCUGACUCUCAACGACUUGGCCAUCGAUUCUUCAGCUAUGAGCUUAUGAAAGUAUUUGGCUCUGCUCAGGCCAUUUUUCGACCAAACGAAUUCUAUUUUUUCCAAUAUGCCAUUAACCCCGAUAAACUUCCGGUUAAUCACAACCGCCUCCCUACGGCUUAUCUUCCGGGCAUUAAAGUCCCGCCACCCUUUCAACGUCUUUCCGGACAAGACAUUUACAACGAUACUAAUGCUCUUUCUGAGCUUUUCCUCGAACAGACACCAUCUACCACUCUGUCUGUAACUACACCAAUUACCGAUUCGCCGCCCGUGGUCCCGGCGGCUUCUCCGACUCUCCUGAUCCCAGAGUCUUCCCCUAUGCCUCCUCGCAAGGUGGCUAAGAAGAAGCGGUCGCUGAUCCCUUCUACUUCUUCUGCGCAGUCGCUGACCCCUUCUGCCAUCCCACUGACUACGAAGAAAUCCACUUCUAAGCAAUCUGCUUCCACGAAAUCCUCUCUCAAGUCAUCCACGACGCUCACCCCGUCUCCACCCACUAAGUCUCCUUCUGAACCCUACUACCGUACUCGGAGUGCUACUGGUUCACUUCCGUCAGAUAGGCGGUUAUCCACCAAGGGGGGGUAG